Macroventuria anomochaeta is the source of this 2219-nucleotide messenger RNA. Its product is annotated as DUF1760-domain-containing protein. The transcript has a single exon. NCBI's taxonomy places the organism in Eukaryota, Fungi, Ascomycota, Dothideomycetes, Pleosporales, Didymellaceae. Gene Ontology annotation, biological process: cellular response to oxidative stress. The record is from RefSeq and is a predicted model, not a curated record. Bases 137 to 2140 code for a protein of 667 amino acids. Gene Ontology annotation, cellular component: cytoplasm.
CGACAAGAGACAACUAAAAGUGACAUUACUUUACCAGGAUUCGCUCACAUUCAUUCAAGGAUACCGACAUUUGACAGUGCAGGACCACAACGGUCACCAGGCUACAGAUACACAUCGCCCCACCACGAUCACUACCAUGGCUGAGCUCCAAGGCCAAACACAGAAGGAGGAGGAGAACCCGCUCUUGGCAGCACGUCCGCCCACUACUGAUCCGAUCACAUACCUCACAAUUGUGGAAUAUAACCUUACAGAGGAGAAUCUGCCGGUUUUGCAUCAAGUCCUCCAGGAUCCUGAGUUGACGGCGAACAUCGGCUGGGACCUUAUCCACCUGCUGCUCCCACUCCUUCCAGCAUCCGAAGAAUGUCUGCAAGAUAUUGCGACCAAGGGCAACCCAAGAGAAUGCGUCUUGAAGGUUACAGAAGCGCUGCGGCUACUGGAAUUCGAAGAUCCGCGUGAAGAUACGGAUGACGACGAACAAGACGUCGAGGAAGGCGGGGCGAAGCUCAAAGUACCGGAAGUUGGAGUGGGGGAAUCGAGCACGAGUCCUGCCUUCCCACGCACGAUACUGCCGCCCUUGCCGGUGCUCAAAUUCGAGAUUCUUCUCAAUUUAUUGGCUACGCUGCACAGAAGGGUCAAGACCAAGUUCCCCAGCCGCUUCCUCUCAACAAGUUUGCAAGCUGUUCUGGUUGCAUUCAACAGAGCAAAUACGCAUCAGGAAGAGCUUACAUUGGCCGCAAUCAAGCUUGUGAAGACACUUUCUGGAACCAAGAGGCCACAUCUACCGUCGAGACGAAGCAGCGGCAAUCUUCUAAGUCGGACAAACACCAACGGAACCCAGGCCGACCCAGAAGCACAAAAUGAAGCACCAACUGUCGGUGAGAGGACGCUGGUGAACCGUUUACUUCAAUCUUUCAUCACGCAUGUUCUCGAGGACUACGUGCUCUCGCUGACUUCGGAUGACGAUGUUCCAGGUCUGUCGUGGGCCAGCAGAUUGAUGGAGAAAUACGAGCCGCAGAGGAUACCGAACAAGCCGAACUACCAGAAGUAUGCGGACCGAUUCGCAGAAGAUGAGGAUCUGAGAUCAAGGACCGCUAUCCUUGGGCAAGUGGUCGCAUUAGCGCAAGACCUAGGGCUGAAGACAGAGGAACUAAUCUCAACUAUUCUGGAUCCCGAAGUUGAGGAAAGGGGUGUCCCAGGCACUGAAGACGAGCCGCCUGCUACUGCUACCGAUAUCCCACUGUCGAGAACUGGCGCGCUCAUCCUAUACACUGCACGAAACGUCAAGCAAGAGCUGUACGCAGCGGCUCAAGGAGACGAGAGGACCUCAAUUCCCAUCUUCCCUGGUCAUGCAGCUAUACUCAAGAACUUCGUUGGCACUCUUGGUCCACAAACAGUCGGUCUUGAGCCCGAAGCACUCCUCGACACUAUUCUCGCCCUCGGCCUCAUCGCCCUAGAGAACAAUAACGUCGGCGAACCCCGAGACGACGAGUCCUUUGCGCAAUACCUCCAAACUGUCUCACUCAUCUCUGCAAACACGCCCUCUCCCAGUCUCCGGGGGCAUGCACAUUACCUUACAACCACCAUCCUGCGCUCCCACCCCCACGAUCUCGUCCGCCUGACAUUCAUCCGCGACACGCUCGAGCACUGUCCGUAUGAGAACCUCAAAGCAAGCGCAGUAUCCUGGCUCAAAGGCGAGACGCUCGAAGCAAAUGGCCCGCACGCCGACACCGACGACGACGCUCAAACAUCCAUCUUCGCAACCCCCGUGGCGCUGCAGACCGUUGCGCCUUACCUCUGGCCAGACCUCAGCAGUCACUAUGCGUCGACGAGCGUCGAGGUGAGCGACUCGUGGAUGCAGUUCAGGCAAGAACUCGGUUUCUAUGUUGCUGCACUUAACUUUUAUUACCUCUUGCUUCAGGCGCAGCAUCUGCACGAGCCGCUAGGAGUGAAAGCUCUUGAUGUUACGCAUUAUAUUGGGCCGCUGAAGGAAGUUGCUGCGAGGUUUCAGAAGGAGUUGGGAGAAGUUGGUGAGCUGAAUGCUGUAGUUGAGGAAGGGAAGGCAAGAGAGCAGGCGUUGGCUGAUGUGGGACUGCUGCAGAAGAUUAUUGAGUGGGUUGAGGCUGGCCAGAAGAAGGUGUAGAUGUGUGUGGCAGUUGAUUUGUCUAGCUAUGGUGUUCAAGAUAUAGACGUAGCCAAACCUAUAUAAAUAUAGCGUUAAA